This is a messenger RNA of Rattus rattus (black rat), 1328 nucleotides long. Its product is annotated as HLA class II histocompatibility antigen, DP beta 1 chain-like. NCBI's taxonomy places the organism in Eukaryota, Metazoa, Chordata, Mammalia, Rodentia, Muridae. The transcript is spliced from 9 exons. The record is from RefSeq and is a predicted model, not a curated record. Gene Ontology annotation, cellular component: membrane; MHC class II protein complex. Bases 1 to 1128 code for a protein of 375 amino acids. Gene Ontology annotation, molecular function: MHC class II protein complex binding. Gene Ontology annotation, biological process: positive regulation of T cell activation; immunoglobulin production involved in immunoglobulin-mediated immune response; antigen processing and presentation of exogenous peptide antigen via MHC class II.
AUGGCUGGUUUAGCUGUUGCUGGGUACACGACCUGUGCCUUCUUCAGUUACGCAGUUGGGUCUGGUCGCGCUGUCUGCAGCAGUGCGCUGGCUUCCUCCCGUCUGCCGAGGGGCUGUGUCGGACACCUGGCUUUAGGAGGGCGUCGGGGUCAUGUGGCUGCCCUGGACUGGGUGACAAAGAAACUCAUGGGCGAGAUCAAUGUCAUGGAAGCGGUGCAGGACAUCCAGUCAGUGCGUCCUCUGUUGGCCAGAGCUCAACUUCAGGAGUCCAGCAUCCCCGUCCACUGCUUUCCUCACUUCAUCCGCCAUUCUAACUCCAUGAUGGUCCCAUGGGUCCCUAUGGUCUCCUGGACAGCAGCUCUGAUGGUGUUGCUGAGCAGAGAGAUCCAGGGCGGGGCCCCUCCAGCACCUCAAGACGCGGCCUCUGUGCCCUCAGAAAACCACCUGCUGCGCGCGCUGCACGAGUGCUACGCGGAGAACAACGGGACGACGCAGCGAUUCAUCAUGAGAUGCAUCUUCAACCGCGAGGAGUUCAUGCGCUUCGACAGCGCGGUGGGCGAGUUCCGCGCGCUCACCGCCAUGGGGCGGCCGUGGGCCGAGUCCUGGAACAAGCAGAAGGACUACAUGGAGCGGCGGAGGUCCGAGGUGGACACGGUGUGCAGACACAACUACGAGCUGAGCCAGGGCUUCACAGUGAAACGCCGAGUCCGGCCUAAGGUACACGUGUCACCCUCCAAGAAGGUCGCCCUGAAGCACCAUGACCUGCUGGUCUGCCACGUGACAGAUUUCUACCCGGGCAGCAUUCAGGUCCGCUGGUUCCAGAACAGCCAGGAGGAAACAGCUGGGGUCGUGUCCACCAACCUGAUCCGAAACGGGGACUGGACCUUCCAGAUUCUGGUCAUGCUGGAGAUGACUCCACAGCGGGGAGAUGUGUACACCUGCCACGUGGAACACCCCAGCCUUGAGAGCCCCAUCACAGUAGAGUGGAGGAUCCAGUCUGACUCUGCCCGAAACAAGAUGCUGACCGGAGUGGUUGGCCUGGUGCUGGGCCUCAUUUUCCUGGCCGUGGGCAUCCUGAAGCACGUGUGGAGCAAGCAGGCUCAGCUGAGACCCCCAGGAUCUAGAUGAGCAGGUCCCAACUACAGAUCCACCAACAGAGGCUGGAGAGACGGCACAGCAGUUUAGUAUGCACUUGCUGACAUUCCAGAGGUCCCCGGGUCAGUUCCCACCGUCCACAUCUGACAUCCGCCAGCUGCCUCUAACUCCAGCUCCAAGGGAUCUGAAGUAGUCUUCUGUCCUCCCGCACACACAAAUACAAAUAUCAAUGA